ACUACUGAGACCUGAAAGCUCAGACUGAGCCACCCUCACACCUGUACGCCAGUUGCGUUGCAUUUUCUUGUGGCCACCACUCGCCAAGAUGCAGUAGCUGCUCAACCAUACAACUGGGGACACAAGUGAGAGAGAGAGAGAGAGAGAGCAGCAGCAGCAGCAGCAGCAGCCGCCGCCGUCAUGGCCGCAGGAACCGCCUUGUACUACCACUCGGCCGCAGGAAAGGCAAGGCUCGAGGCCGUCGCCGCAUUAUCGCCGUCUCUGGGCCUGAGGCCAUCGCAGAAAAAGGUGUUGUUUAUCAGCAGCAGCAGGUGGUGGAUGAGGAGGAGACGGGAGGGAAAGGCGGGCAGCAUCAGCAUCAGCAGCAGGGCAACAGCAAGGCCUGUGGUGAGGCCCGGCUUGUUCUCUCCUGUGGCCAUGGAGUGGCAGGAGUGCACCACUGAGCUUGAAGUUGAUGUUCCAUGUUCAGUGGCCUAUCAGUGUUACUCAGAACGUGAGACCAUCCCUCAGUGGAUGCCAUUCAUCUCAUCCGUCAAGAUCCUUGAAGAUAAACCAGAACUUUCACGCUGGAGUUUGAAGUAUGAGGUACUUGGUCGGAAUGUAGAAUUUUCUUGGCUUGCUCGAAACAUGACGCCUACUAAAAACCAAAAGAUACAUUGGCGAUCUCUUGAAGGCCUUCCUAAUAGGGGCGCUGUCCGAUUCUUUCCUAAAAGCUCAUCCUCUUGUAGAGUACAACUGACUGUGGCGUAUGAAAUUCCUGAAAUUUUGGCCCCGGUUGCAUCGGCACUGAAACCAUUUAUGGAAGGCUUACUUCUUAAAGGUUUAGAACGCUUUGCGGCAUAUGCGAAGGAGCGUCACAGCAAGAUCCCUCAGCCGUGACGAUCAUUCCCAUUUGCAUUCAACACUCAUUUUCAAGAAUUCCAGUUUCAUUCUAGUGAAGCCUCGGGACACAAUAGGUGAAAAGAUUGUAUACUGUCAUUCCGGAUGUGGUGAAAAUAAUGUACAAGAAGAGGAUGAAUAUUGUGGUUAAUAGAAAGCUAAGUUCGGCUCU
Phragmites australis (common reed) is the source of this 1051-nucleotide messenger RNA. RefSeq lists its product as uncharacterized. The transcript is spliced from 7 exons. Bases 181 to 879 code for a protein of 232 amino acids. NCBI's taxonomy places the organism in Eukaryota, Viridiplantae, Streptophyta, Magnoliopsida, Poales, Poaceae. The record is from RefSeq and is a predicted model, not a curated record.